Molecule: messenger RNA, 1317 nt
Organism: Guyanagaster necrorhizus
Lineage: Eukaryota; Fungi; Basidiomycota; Agaricomycetes; Agaricales; Physalacriaceae
Product: Homocysteine S-methyltransferase
Exons: 3
Coding region: 112-1281 (389 amino acids)
Biological process (GO): S-methylmethionine cycle
Molecular function (GO): S-adenosylmethionine-homocysteine S-methyltransferase activity
Source: RefSeq, a predicted model, not a curated record
CUAGAACUCUCUUGGAACUCUCUACUGGCAGACGGCUCGGAACUUUUUCUGGACAGACUGAAGCAUAUAUAGAGCUACGAAAACGAAAUAACUGGCUUUUUGAAUCCUUAGAUGGCUCCGCUACUGUCCAAAAUCUUUCCCCGAACCCCCGUAAUAUCUGAUGGAGGACUGGGAACUACACUUGAAAAUGACUUUCAUGUCGAUAUAUCGAAUACACCUCUAUGGUCCUCACGAGCCGUCGUCGAGCAGCCCGACGUCAUGAUUCAAGCCCACCUCGCCUUUCUCCGCGCCGGCGCGCAACUCAUCCUCACCUCCACGUAUCAAUCUUCGUUCAGCACGUUCUAUCGAUCUGGAUACAAAAAAGACGAAGCGAUCGCGAUCAUGCGUAAAUCUGUGCAGCUAGCCAACGAGGCGCGCAAGAUCUUCAUUGAUAGCGCGCGUCCUGCAGGCUCACACGACGUGCGGAUUGGUCUUUCUUUGGGCGCAUUCGGUGCGAGCCUGGGUAUCGCACACGAAUUCGACGGGUACUAUCCUCCUCCAUAUGGACCUCGGGCGUACACAGAAGGAGACAAUCUCAACUCGUACAGUCCAGAUGAGACUGAGCAGGAGCAAGCAUCCGUCGACGCUCUCGCUUUGUUCCAUUUCGAGCGCGUUGAGGUCUUCCUGAGCGAUCGGGAAACCUGGGGCCAAAUUGACUGUCUUGCAUUUGAGACGAUUCCUUUGGUUAGAGAGAUACGGGCUAUCAGGAAAGCGAUGGGAAUGGUGGAAGCUCGGAUAACGCAAGACGGCCUCGGCCUCGAGUCAAAACCGUGGUGGAUAGAAGCCGUGUUUCCUGAUGGAGUGUAUCCCGAAACUCUACCAAGAGCAGAAGGAACGCGACUCGGGGUUGCUGAUGUUGCUGCUGCGGCGCUGAGGGACGAUGGCUUACUACCCGCUCCGUCUGGUUUUGGAAUUAACUGUACCGCCAUGGAGCAUGUACGGGCUCUGGUACCCCAGGUCACCAAUACGGUGAAGGAGCUUCAUCUGCCUCAGAAACCUUGGUUGGUAGUAUAUCCAAACGGAGGCGACGUGUACGAUGCAGUGACACAAACAUGGAUGACGAGUGAUACAAGGUCUGUAAUUGAGAAGCGCGAAGAAUGGGUACAGAAUAUGGAGUGCAUCGUGAAAGAUAUUGAAGGUGAAGUACCAUGGGGGGGCAUAAUAGUCGGUGGAUGUUGCAGGACCAAUCACGAAGAUGUCGAGAGGUUAUGUUCCAUACUGAAACCAGAGAUUACCCCUUGAAUUUUUCUCAGAGGGCUAUAAUAUAACGAUUUGUCC